This is a messenger RNA of Chrysoperla carnea, 2236 nucleotides long. RefSeq lists its product as uncharacterized. The transcript is spliced from 9 exons. Lineage: Eukaryota; Metazoa; Arthropoda; Insecta; Neuroptera; Chrysopidae. Bases 284 to 2209 code for a protein of 641 amino acids. The record is from RefSeq and is a predicted model, not a curated record.
GUAUAGUACGACAUAUCUAUUCUAUGUGUAUUUUAUUUGCGAUACGUUGGUUUUUUGUACAGUAAUAUGGCGAAGUAACAAAGACAUAAAAAAAACAUUAAAGUAAAUGUGUGUACCAUGUUUGUAAACCAGUAAUGGCGAAAAUGAAAUAUAAACAAUAAACAUUGAAAUCAAUAAUUCGUGUGUUUUAAUAAACUUGAUUUAAAUACACUGGUAUAUAAUGUAUAUACCUACACAAUAAUAACUUAAAAAUGAAUUGAUUAAAAUAUGUAUCAAUAUAAUAAUGAAGAUUAGAAGAAUGGGCAAUAUUAGAAAAAUUUUUACGUUGAUAUUAAUUGUCUCUGGUAUCUAUUUAUUAAUUGCAAUUAUCCGUAUGAAAAAUAUAUUAAUUGUUGAUAGAGCUGCCACAUUAGAAGAAAUGGAAAAGGCUAUAAAACGGCAAAGCAGUGGAAAAUCAUGUAAACAUCCAAAUUUACCUGUCAAUUCAAUUGAAAUGAAUAAAUUCUUUUGGGACAUACCACCAAUUAAUUGUAAUUCAGCCUAUCCCGAUUGGGUCCUCGUUCAGGGAUCCUUUUGUAUUAUAAAUGAAGAAGCAAAAAAGAAAUUCGGUGAAAUUAAUUGCCAGUUUACAGAUGUUUUACGAGAAGAUGAUUUUUCCUUGACUAAUGGGCGUACAGUCUACAGCAGUUCACAAUAUCAAUUAACCGAAAGUGACGUGGUUAGAGUACAAUGUACUGCCACAAGUGGUGCCCGUUGGCGAUCGGUUUUAACAGGAAUACGACAUGAUGCAACAUUACGGUCACGUGUAACUCAAACAUUGCCUGAAAAUGUUUUACCAUUGGAUAUAUUAAUAUUUGGUUUUGAUUCAUUAUCACAUAAUACGUUUAUACGAAAGCUACCCAAAACUUAUAAAUAUUUAACAAAAGUUUUGGAUGCACAAGUUUUAAAUGGUUAUAAUAUUGUUGGCGAUGGAACACCACAAGCUCUCAUACCAAUAUUAACGGGACAAAAUGAAUUAGAACUUCCAGAAGUAAGGAAACGUAUCUCAGGUGCUGGAUAUGUUGAUGUGUUUCCAUUUGUUUGGAAAGAAUUUGAGAAAUUGGGCUAUGCAACUGCAUAUCUAGAGGACACCCCAUCAACUGGAAUUUUUACAUAUCGUUUACGUGGAUUUCAGAAACAACCAACACAUCAUUACAUGCGGCCUUAUUAUUUAGCUGCUGAAGAAACUGUACAGAGUUCACCAAAAUAUUGUAUUGGUGCACAACCCAGACAUAAAAUAAUAUUAAAUUACAUUGAAGAUUUUUUUAAAGCAUAUAAACGUAAAAACAAAUUUUUAUUUGGAUUCCAUGGGGAAUUAUCACACGAUUCAUGUAAUCUAAUUGGUGCUGCUGAUGAUGAUGUUUUAGAAUGGUUACAAAGAUUAAACACUUCUGGCGUAUUUAAUAACACGAUGUUUAUGUUUAUGUCAGAUCAUGGUCACAGGUUUGCAAAGAUACGUGACACAAUACAAGGCAAACAAGAGGAACGUUUACCUUUCUUCUCAAUAACACUACCAAAAUGGUUUAGAAAAAAAUAUAAAGUAGCUUAUAACAAUUUGAAAAAAAAUGUUGAUCGUUUAACAACUCCAUAUGAUAUAUUUCCAACCAUAAAACAUCUUCUAAACUGGGAUAAUAAUUUUGGAAGCGGGGAUUUGAAUCAACGUUCGAUAUCGUUAUUUAAUAAAAUUCCUGAACAACGCAGCUGUGCUGAUGCAUAUAUUGAACCACAUUGGUGUACAUGUCUAAAUUGGGAUACAAUUUCAACACAAACACAAUUAGCAAAAGAAUUAGCCAAUUCACUUGCACAAAAAAUAAAUAAUUAUACAUCACAUGUUCGUCAUUUAUGCCAUCAGUUAUAUGUAAAUAAAAUUGUAUGGGUGACAAAACUAUCACCUAACGAUAAUAUGCUAAAAUUUCAACGAAGCGCUGAUUAUGAUGGUUUUGUUGCUGAUUUAUCGGGAAAAGUUAACAUAUCAUCUCAUCUAUAUCAAAUUAAAGUACUAAUGUUGCCAAAUAAUGGUAUAUAUGAAGCAAGUAUUACACAUUAUCGUAACGGUACAUACCAUGUGAAUUUAAGUGAUAUCAGUCGUAUCAAUAAAUACGGUUCACAAGCUAAUUGUAUAUUUGACACGUUUCCAGACUUAAGAAAAUAUUGUUCGUGCAUUUCAUAAUAGUUCAAUUAUUAGCGACAUCAACUA